Messenger RNA from Myxocyprinus asiaticus (Chinese sucker), 3278 nucleotides. RefSeq names its product 2-acylglycerol O-acyltransferase 2-A-like. Gene Ontology annotation, biological process: diacylglycerol biosynthetic process; triglyceride biosynthetic process. Gene Ontology annotation, molecular function: diacylglycerol O-acyltransferase activity; 2-acylglycerol O-acyltransferase activity. The record is from RefSeq and is a predicted model, not a curated record. Gene Ontology annotation, cellular component: endoplasmic reticulum membrane. The coding region runs from base 208 to 1215 and encodes 335 amino acids. Lineage: Eukaryota; Metazoa; Chordata; Actinopteri; Cypriniformes; Catostomidae. The transcript is spliced from 6 exons.
CUCAGGGGUCAAAAGUCUCAUCGGUGUAAUGUAAACGCAUUCUUGGGUAAUAAUCCUAUCACGUCAAGUGAAUAAUCAGGUAGGUUGUUAGAAGAAAGGAGGAGAGAAGCAGAUCGAGACUUUGACCCCAGAGUGGAGAUCCUUGUGCUGUGCUGAUCCCACGGCCUCGCACCAGUUGCUGGUGUCCUCUUCGGGUCUUAUUCAGCCAUGAAGAUUAAUUUUGCUCCAGUUGAUGUGCCUCUGGAUAGGAGGCUUCAGACUGCUUCCGUUCUGCAGUGGGUCUUCUGUUUCCUAGGCCUGGCCCCCUGCUGUAUUGUAUUGUUCUUCUAUCUGCUCUUCACCCGUUUCUGGAUCAUCAGUGUGCUGUAUGCCACCUGGUGGUACAACGAUUGGGACACACCUUCACAAGGAGGUAGAAAAGUGCCCCUACUAUGCCGAAUGAGCUUAUGGGAGCACAUGAGAGAUUAUUUCCCCAUAAAGCUAGUGAAGACAGCAGAUCUGGACCCCAGGCAGAACUAUGUGCUGGGUUUUCAUCCCCAUGGUAUUCUUGUGGCUGGCGCAUUCAUUAAUUUCUGCACAGAAGCGACUGGCUUCAGUAAACUCUUUCCUGGGCUGAAGAGCAACCUUCUCAUGCUGCCUCUCUGGUUCAGAGCCCCAUUCUUCAGAGACUAUAUUAUGUGUGCAGGCCUGGUUUCAUCAGACAAGGAGAGUGCCAAGUAUCUGCUCCAGCGAAAAGGGGGUGGGAGCGCUGUGGUCAUUGCAGUUGGAGGUGCCCCUGAGGCUUUGGAUGCCCGUCCUGGUGACUACACCGUACACUUAGCCAAUAAGAAGGGCUUUAUUAAACUUGCACUAGAGAAUGGUGCCCAUUUGGUUCCUAUAUAUUCUUUUGGAGAGAACGAGGUAUUUGACCAGGUGGAGAAUCCUCGUGGCACCUGGCUAAGAUCUAUCCAAGAGUGCCUACAGAGCAUCAUGGGUGUUUCUUUGCCCCUUUUCCAUGCACGUGGAGUUUUCCAGUACAGUUUUGGCCUAAUGCCCUACAGAAAGCCCAUCAACACUGUUGUGGGUCGGCCAAUCAAGGUAGAGAAAAACGAGAAACCCACAACAGAGGAUUUGAACACUCUUCACCAGCUCUAUAUGGAUGAACUCACUCGCCUCUUCGAGGAACACAAAGGAAAUUAUGGAGUACCUGAAGACUCUCACUUGGUGUACCUCUGAGCUGACAGCAUCACUCAAGCAACUCUGAGAGUGUGUGAAAACAUGUUUGUAUGUGUGUGUUUGUGUGUGUGUGUGUGUGUGUGUGUGUGUGCGCGCGUGCAUGUGUGUGCAUGCGAGUGUGUGCAUGUAUGUGUGUGUGUGUGUGAAAGAGAGAGAAAGAGACAGAUAGAGAAUGUGUGUAAGUACAUUUUGGGCCCUAUUUUAAGAACACUAGCGCUAAGCGCAGCACUUUGCUUGAAGUCAUACGUACAAAGACAAUGGACAUAGCCAUAACGUUUUGGUAUUUUCGUGAAAGCAUGCCCUAUGUCUAGGCACAAGUGGGUUCGGUAAAAUUGUGCUCGCAAAGCGCUAAAGGGCUGGGUUAAAUGCAAUUUAAUUCUAAGGUUCUUCUCCGGUUAUUGCACCAUCUUCUUCCUAUUAUGUAGUCCAUUCCCUGUCAAGCACCAGCGAUAUAAACAAAGUAAGCACAUUCAUAAGAAGCUGGUAGUUUAAAUGGACUGUAUGCAAUGAAAUAGAAGUAAAUAAAUAUGGACUUACAUACUUUAAAGCAUACCUGGAACUAACCUGGUAGGCUAAUACAAUUGUUGAAUGUCAGGCAUAUUUCUGACAGUGACACGCUCCUUUUGUACGAAUGGAAAAUGUGGUUCUUGUCAAAGAUUUGGAUGUAGGCUCUUUAAAUUAUAGAGAAAUGUAAGUAUUAUGUAAGUAUUAUUAUUCAUAUUGAUCAAGAUACACAAACAUCAUGGAUAGUAUUACUGUAACAGCGAUUGCAUUAGCAUUCUAGGUUAGGCUAUGGAUCGAGGAAUCGGUUUGUUUGUUUGUUUGUUUGUUGCAGGCACUUUACUUUUAAAUUACCCUCUCCAACUUAAAAAUCACUCUACAACAACAGGUGGAAAAUUACUAACACAAAUUAGAUCAUAAAUACAAUUGUAAAUAUAAACUCAAAAAUAAUAAAAAUAACUGAAGAAUAAACCAUGACCUCUAGAAGGUUGAACACAAUUCUCAUAAAAUGUAGUUUCAUAAAAUGGCUACAACAGUCAUUGUCAAGGACAUAAUUUGAUGUUCCACUAUACUUUCAUAGUUUGUACAUGAACUUUAUUGCUACCUGCUGGUGGAAUCUUCAAACUGCAAUUGCAGGAACUGAUUUUAGACAUUGAGCUGAAAUCAGACCUGCUUUUGAUACUUCUCAAGCCCAAAGUAUACUUCGGUACAGGACGUGUGAUGCAAAUCAGAGUGCUUGAGCACUGAAAGCAUGCAGCCAGAUUUUUCUAACCACGUGUUUUUGAACGCGCAAAAUGCGCAUGCACCUAGAAUUAUUUGCACAAAAUUGUGGAUCCACAAGGUGGCAAUACUCACACUUCAGCCGUUGCUAUCAUGAAGAUACGCUAGAAGAAGACAUAAUCGCCGGUAAAUAACAGGAGACGAAGAUAAAGCCAACAACAAUAGAUGUGCACGUCUAGAACACUUGUGUUAGGAGGUCAGGAGAUAACUGCAUUUGUAUAACUCAAGUCUGAAGGACUAUAAAGACAUCUUUAUGGGUCUAAACUCCUGAGAAAUAGUCCGGUGUCUCAUACAGUCAUAGCACGCAUGCGCCAACCGCCUCAGUAUGCGCGCAUAGUCAGAUGGAGUAUACUCUGACCGGCUCGCAUUUUGACAGUACUCAGACGCUAAGCAUUCACAUCAAAAUCAAAGUAUACUUUGGCUUUGGCUUUAGCGCAAUGACCUAUUUCUCAGGAAAAUAGCAAAUUGCAUUUUGCGCCACUUUAUUAACAUACAAUACACCCACAGUUUGCGUGCAUCCACCCACAGAUAGCGUAAACACUCCCACCCAUGCCCACUUACGCUUUGCACUGGCACGAAAAGACGUAGUGCACGGAUAUUGCGUGUAGUGCUGCGCUUAGCCCGGCUAUGAAAAUAGAGCCCUUUGUCUUUUUGUAAUGUUAAUGCUGACCAUUCCCUCAUAAAUGAAACUUUACAGUAAAAUCCUUUGUUUGGAUGAGAUCUUGAUUGUAAUUUAUUGCAGAUCUUCUUUACACAUGUGCUAUAGUUUCUACUGUAUAUGU